Molecule: messenger RNA, 960 nt
Organism: Coffea arabica (coffee)
Lineage: Eukaryota; Viridiplantae; Streptophyta; Magnoliopsida; Gentianales; Rubiaceae
Source: RefSeq, a predicted model, not a curated record
AGCAUUCUUGGGAUUCUGAUGAGCAUUUUUUUGAUCCACCUCAACUUAUAUUCUAUAUGUCUUACCUAAUCAGUGAAAAUGAGGGCAUAAAUUGAAUACUCAAAAUUUUGGGGAGCAGAAAUCCCACUUCCAAUUCGAUUUUAGGGGGAAAAUAAAAGAAAAGAAAAAAUCCCACCUAUACCGUUCGCCCCUACCGGGGCACCCUUUGCUUUCCCUGAUGUUCCCAAAACGCCUUCCGACAAUCAAACAAAUCCAAACGGCGAAUUCCGAAGCACACCACCUUUGACCCGUAGUCCAAGUCUUCCCUCUGUGGAAUAUCCCAUAAAUUUUGUUUAAACUGCCAUGAAAUCAUCUGAAAAGUAUGCUGUGACGUAUGCUUACACCUUCCAGACGUCAUCAGACGACGACGAGGACAUGACGGAGACCGUUACAGACAUGGCAGCAUCAGUGAGGGCGGUGGAGGAACUCCUGAAUUACAAGUUUAAGAACAAGAUGCUUCUAGAAGAAGCUCUGACUCAUUCUUCUUACACUGAUUCGGCAUCUUACCAGCGGCUUGAGUUCAUCGGCGAUGCCGCUCUUGGCUUAGCCGUCUCUAACUACGUGUUCCUGGCUUACCCGGACCUUGAUCCGGGCCAGCUCUCUCUUCUUCGGGCUGCCAAUAUUAGCACCGAGAAGUUAGCUCGUGUUGCCGUCAGACAUGGCCUUCAUAAAUAUGUUCGUCACAAUGCCGCUGCUCUUCACGAUAAAGUGAGAGAUUUUGCAACAGCGGUAGGGCAGGAGGAUGAAACAGAGGUACAUGGAGGGGCAAUUAAGGCUCCAAAGGUUCUUGCUGACAUAGUGGAGUCAGUGGCUGCAGCUGUAUAUGUAGAUUGCGGGUUUGAUCUGCAAGCGUGGGUGGACAAUUUAAUAUCAGCAAAUUACAUGAAAGAAACGGGGUUUCCAAAACUAAAGAGUUUUUAA